This is a messenger RNA of Chelonus insularis, 5498 nucleotides long. RefSeq names its product pinstripe (gene pns). The coding region runs from base 188 to 4210 and encodes 1340 amino acids. The transcript has 16 exons. Lineage: Eukaryota; Metazoa; Arthropoda; Insecta; Hymenoptera; Braconidae. The record is from RefSeq and is a predicted model, not a curated record. Gene Ontology annotation, molecular function: guanyl-nucleotide exchange factor activity; small GTPase binding.
GUAAUCUGGAGUAAUUCGUAGUGAAAGCUUGUCUUGUUCACAUUGACAUCAGCUGUUGUUUUGCAACCGCGUGAAAUGACAGUUGAAAGGAAAAUGUGUUCGACAUACAACAUAAUGUCUUGAGAAUCGUGAGCUGCAACAGCUAAAUAAGUUUCGUUGAUUAUUCAUGUGAGUUAAGUGAAAUAAAAUGAAUGGAAGUUUUGGAGGGCAUCGUGGUCCAGACCAACAUCCAGCGAGAUUCGCAGAUUAUUUUGUCAUUUGUGGUCUUGACAAGGAUUCUGGUCUAGAACCUGACAGUUAUUUCGGGGAUUCAUUGCAAUGUACUCCACUAGAUCGUGCCUAUAAAAGUAAGGUUUUGGGACAUUACCCUGAUUCAGUUCCUUGGAAUCCAUUUGAUGAGCAUGCAGUUUGUAUGCUAUGUUUACCUAGUGGACUCCGAUUCCGUACUCAAAAACAUUCAGUUGAACCGUCCUUCCACUCAUUUGUCCUCACAAAAGAAGAUGGCCACAGAACCUACGGAUUUAGCUUGGUGUUCUUCGAAGAAUGCCGAAAUCGAAAGAUCUGUGCAGCAAUGCAAACCCUCCAAGCUAUGUUUAUCACUGAGCUUAGUAGUGGACAGAAUGGUACCCCACCAGCACCAAGAAGGGGACAGGAUCCUCACAACACACGAUCUCUACCCAGGCAUUUUAAAUUGUCUGCCCACUCUCCUGGAGCUGCAAUGGCCUAUUAUGAUUCUACCAAAGAUAAAUUACUAGUUACCAAAUCAAUAUCUCUCCUUUGUCAGCAGCCUUAUCUUCACGCUGCUCGAACCUUUCUCACUAAUCUAUAUAAAUGUGUUCCAAGACAUCCAGGACCAGGAUUAAGUUUAGAAUCCUACGUGUACAACCUCUUAUACAACGUACCAGUUCCUCUGCCUGGAAAGUCGUUGAAGUUUUUUGUUCCGAAUGAUGAGCCGGCCAAAUCACCCCUGGAGCUUGUUAUCCUUUACCCAUCCCCUUCAACAGAACUUCCUCUUCUUGACUACCCUCUGAAAGACGUGUUUACUUGGCUUGGACCAGAGACCGUAAUCCAGUUGUUCACGUGUGUGCUGUUAGAGAAUCAAGUACUUCUUCAAAGCCGAGACUUUCACAAACUUAUGGUUGUUGCUGAAUGUAUAACUGCUCUUCUUUUUCCGUUUACUUGGCAACAUGUGUAUGUACCUAUUCUACCAGCGAGUCUUCAUCACUUCUUGGAUGCUCCUGUACCUUUUAUUAUGGGCUUACAUGCACAAAGUGAAGGAAGUAAUUUAAAAAUAGCUAGUGAAGCAAAUCUUUGUUACGUAGAUAUUGAUAAACAGUCUAGUCAAUUUCCAGAAGAGUUACCAGUUUUUCCACGAAAAAUGCAAUUUCUUGCCGAGAUUCGAACGCUUUUGAAUAAGUACAAAAUAUCCCAUUCAGAAAAGACUGACAAUAUGGUCAUAAAUUAUAUAAACUCAGAUAUCAUGACAAGUAGUUUAACGCUACCUGGUUCUGGCUUUUAUAUGCCUCGAAGAAAACAUUCGUUGCACGAUGUAUUAGAUUGGGAUAAAUCUGAUUCUGUACCUCAAUCUGAUGCAAUACAGAGGAUCGUAGAUAUUGUCAAGAAAACCGAGAUCAGUUUAGAAGAUAUGGAUACGAUAGAAAAUAUGACCAAAGACGAAAUACUUACACCAAAAGAAGAAUACCAAAAGACGCUUAUAUUCAACAAUGCUGUCAGAGAAAUUUUCUUAAAUCGUUUUGUACAAUUAUUCGCUGGAUAUGAAAAUUUUGUUAUUCAUCCGAAUCAAGAUAAAGAUGAAUGGUUAAAUAAUCGUGAUAGCAUGCAUGUGUUUGACAAAGCAACAUUUUUGUCUGAUCAACCCGCCCAACAUCUGCCAUUUUUGUCACGAUUUCUUGAAACUCAAAUGUUUGCGUCUCUUGUUGAUAAUAAAGUGAUGUCUUCAUGGAGUGGGUUAGAUUCAAACAUUAAGAUAUUCGAUCAAAGGAUUGCAUUAAUAAAGAAAAAGGUCGGGGAUGGAAUAAUACGAUCAACACGCUAUGAAAUUUCAAAUCAUACAAUAGAGACUCAAAAGGCAUUAGAGCACAAGUUGAAUAAUGUAGACUUUGAAGCCAGUCCCCCAAUAGAAAUAGUACCUCAUCGUGCUGCAUAUUUUAGAAGUUUUCCGCUUCUUGAUUCAGUUGCACUUAAUAAAGAGCCUGCCCAAAGUAUAUUACGUAGUCGGAAAGGCCAAACGCAAUGGAAAUAUAAAAUGAAAUCUAUGGAAACCAACGGAAAACCACCGACACCACAAGAAACACAAUCUCCGAGGCCACAAGCGAAACUAUCUGCAGAUAUGAGUCCUGCUCUUAUUGCUCAGGCAAAUUGGACCUUUGUUGAAAAAUUGCUCAAGGACUGCAAGUCUAAAACAAAACGAAUGCUAGUCGAGAAAAUGGGGUCAGAAGCAGUUGCUCUUGGUCAUGGAACAGAAUCUCUCGUAGAUCUUGAAGAAAAUACGCUAGUAGCUAGUUUAUGUGAUUUAUUAGAGCGAGUCUGGAGUCAUGGACUACAAAAUAAACAAGGGAAAAGUGCGCUUUGGUCACACUUAUCGAUGUAUCAAGAACUAGAUGAAUGCAAUGACUCCGCUAAAUCCAUAGAUCCUCAUUUCCUCUCACCUGCUCCAAAACCAUCGAUAAAAACAAAUAAAUCUUAUACAUUGAGGGAUCGUCUGGUAUCAUCGAUUAAGACGAGAAAUAUUUAUGAAAUAGCUUCUUGUAUCAAGGAAAAUCUUCAUGAUUUAUCAAAUUUAGCUUUGGAAACGGAUGUAUCUCCUACAAGAGGAAAUGAGAAACGUGCAACUGGUGAAAAAAAAUCAAUUGGACCAGAGCAUUUGAGACCUUUACCAGAUUCAUUGACGUUUGACAUAAGAAAUGUUCAAGCCAUGACAGAAAUAAAAACGCAUAUUGGUUAUGCAAGAGCAUGGGUUAGGCUCGCCCUUGAAAAGAAACUUCUUUCCAGACACCUCAAGACAUUAUUAUCGAAUACUACAUUGUUAAGGAGCCAAUAUAAAAGGUCAGCAUUUCUCCGAUGUGAAGAAGAAAAAGAGCAGUUUUUAUAUCACUUAUUGACCUUGAAUGCUGUGGAUUAUUUUUGCUUUACCAACAAUUAUCCCACGACUAAACUGCCGUAUCGAGUUAUCAUUUUUCCAAGUAGAAAAGCCAGUGCUGCAACGACUUCUGCGAAUGGUUGGGUAGUGAUUUCAGGAACGUUAUGUGAAACUAACCCAGUUCCGAUACCAAAAGGCGCCUUGGAGUUUGUUUUCCAUCAUAAAAAUCUUGGUGUCUUAUCAACAUUACGAAUUGGUCACGAUAACUCCGGUUUAUCUCCCAAGUGGAUGGUAGAGCAUGUAGUUGUGAGAAACGAAGUCACAGGACAUACAUUCAAGUUCCCUUGCGGACGUUGGCUUGGCCGAGGAAUCGAUGAUGGCUCAACUGAGAGAUUAUUAGUUGGAGCUCUUGUUCCUCGUAGUAUUGAUAGUGAAGAAUUAGUUGAAACUUGUUCAACUCCGCCAAGAUGUAGGUCUCCAAGUAUACCGCGCAAACCCACACUUUCUCCAGAUGAACUUCAACACAUGCUUGGAGAAGCUGUAAAUGCAAUUGUUAAAUUUCACUAUAGACGAGAUCCUCAAGAUGGUUCAUUAACUGCUCUUUUAUGUGGUGAAGGUGGACUGGUACCAUCGUUAGAACAGACAUUUUUAUAUGGAUUUAAAAAUCAACGGAUAUUUGGAAGAAACUUUUACGUUUGGGAUUAUCUCUUAAGAGUAAAAGAAAAUUUCGAGAUGUCUUUAUUAGAAGAAAUGGAUGAAUAUUCAAAAAGAUUAAAUAGAGAUAGACGAUUUAAUGCUGAAAAUAAUCAAAGGUUCACUAUUUUUCGGUGUUACUGUCAUCUUAUUGAUCAAAUCAAUACCUUCAGUCAUACGCUAGGGAAGGAUGGGAAAUUCCAACUGUUCAUUUGUCUUGCAGCAAGGGAACAACUUCUUCACCCCAUGUUACGUCCCAUGAGUGAUGCACGGUCUACAAUUGAAAUGUAUGAAGAAUCAUCCUUCUUGAGAAAUCCUACAUUGUUGAAUUUCCUUAUUCACAUUCUUGAACCACUCAGUGAAUUCCAUAUAGUCCUUGAAAAAAGUUUAACUCAUGGAAUCUCGAGUAUAUGUUAAAAUAAGUAAGCAUAAAAAACUAAAUAUAAUUUCUAAAUGAUUAUAAACAAUCGUUACCUGAGGAAGCAAGUGUUUCUUCUAUAGAAAAAAAUGAAAAAAUAUAUAACUAUAUAUCAGAAAAGUCCUAAAAUAUUGAAAUUUGUGUCGUAAAUAAAAAAGAUUAUGUUGAAAGAAAAAUCUGUUGAAACGAGUUAAAUGCAAUCUAAUGGCAUGAAUCGUUGAAAACAAAGACUGUCCAAUAAAUAUUUAAAAUAGUAAUAAUAUAGAAACAUUGUCAGUCGUAAAAAAUUCUGACUCUAACUUUUUUAUAAAAUGGCGUUUGAAAAUUUCAACAAUGUUAACGACCAAACCCGACCAAACUUGUCACAACAUAUAAUUGUAAUGAAUUUUAAUGAGUUUUUAAUUAAUUUUGAAUUAAAACCAAAGAUAAAUAUUUAUAAUGAUACUCGUCGAAUUGAUAGUUAGAUUCUAGCAAUAAUAAAACUUAUUAUUUUUAAAAAAUUAUAUUACUUCGCCAAUAAUUGUGAUUUAGAAAAUGUUCACAUGACAUUAAAUAAUUAAUUAGUUGUAGACUUCAGUUAGACUGGACUUUUGAAUUAAUUAAAAUAAUGAGUAAUCUCUUAAAAACAAUAAUAUUUCUCAACAUAAUACAAAAAAAAACCAAUUUUCACACGCCAUAUGUAUAUUAUAUUCAUUGUGUUGACAUAUAACUACAAAUGAACAAUAAAAAUUUAUAUAAAUGAAGUAAUCAAUAAAAUUUAAACUAUAAUACAGUUGCUGUAAAGCUAUUUAAUUAUACAGAAAAUGUUUAGCAAUAAUUUAAAUGAUGUGUGAUAGUAUAAUUUUCUCAUCAAUUAAGUGAAAGUGAGUGAGUCAAAUGCACAAUACAUAGUUAAUAGUUAAAGAUAGGCAAUUGAUAUUGAACUUAGUUAAGUUUUUUAUAUAGUUAAAAUUCAUAAUGGAUUUCUUUUUCAAUAGCUUCAUUUUAAUAAUUAAAUAUUUUAUGAGCACAAUGAUUACAAAGUGCAAUUUUAAUGUUUUGAAUGCCAAAUGGACUAUCAGUUAUUCAGUAAAUUCCAAUAGUUAAAUUAAUGUAUUUGACACAUACAUUUAAACAAAAUUUCUGAUAUUUAGAAAUUUUUGUCGCCAUUCUUGUCAAUAAUUCAAUAAUAUGUAUAUAAAUACCGUAAAAGUGGAAUAUAAACGUAAUUUUUUUUAAGAGAAUAACUCAUAUAUAUAUAUAUUAAAUGUACAUAAAAGUAGAUGUAACAUUUUAUUGUACAGUAGG